Molecule: messenger RNA, 1664 nt
Organism: Medioppia subpectinata
Lineage: Eukaryota; Metazoa; Arthropoda; Arachnida; Sarcoptiformes; Oppiidae
Source: the annotation of a GenBank genome assembly
AUGGCGAAAGGGAGGCGAGUGUUUGUGGUAGGGGUGGGAAUGACAAAGUUUGUGAGGCCGGGGGUCAACAAACUGCUGGAUUACCCGCAAAUGGUGUCCGAAGCGGUCACUAACGCCUUAAAUGACUCGCGGCUGCAGUACUCGGACGUGGAGUUGGCGGCCGUCGGCUAUGUAUUCGGCGACUCGACCUGCGGUCAGAAGGCGUUGUACGAGAUCGGGAUGACUGGCAUUCCCAUCGUUAACGUGAACAACAAUUGCUCGACGGGUUCGACGGCUCUGUAUUUGGCCAAAAAUAUGAUCGCCGGCGGUCUAUACGACUGUACGAUAGCCGUGGGCUUCGAGAAGAUGGAGAGGGGAGCGCUCACAUCCAAGUUCAAGGAUCGGAUCAAUCCGAUGCAAUCACACGUCGGCCUCUUCUACGACCUGUACGGCAUGGAAGCGGCGCCCAUCACAGCCCAGAUGUUUGGCGCCGCCGGCAAAGAGCAUAUGCAGAGAUACGGCACGAAAGCCGAGCAUUUUGGCAAAAUUGCGGCCAAAAAUCACAGACAUUCGGUUAACAAUCCGUACUCUCAGUUCCGCGAAGAGCACUCUCUCGAGGAAAUUAUGAAUUCGCCAAAAGUCUACGAUAUUCUGACCCGAUAUCAGUGCUGUCCGACGAGCGAUGGCUCGGCGGCCGCUAUUCUGGCCUCAGAGGACUUUGUCCGGCGACACAAUCUGACAGAACAGGCCGUUGAGAUCGUGUCGAUGCAGAUGACGACAGACACUCCGUCUACUUUUGAGGAGAAAUCUGCCAUAAAAUUGAUUGGUUUUGAUAUGACUAAACUGGCGGCCGAGCGGGCGUUUGCCGAAUCUGGUCUAACGCCCGAUGAUAUACAAGUUAUCGAACUUCACGACUGCUUUUCGACCAAUGAAUUGAUCACUUAUGAGGCGUUGGGUUUGUGUCCCGUCGGCAAAGGCAAGGACUUAGUGGACAGCAAUCAGAAUACUUAUGGCGGCAAAUAUGUGAUUAAUCCGAGCGGUGGUUUACUGAGUAAAGGGCAUCCAUUGGGUGCGACGGGUUUGGCCCAAUGCGCUGAACUCAACUGGCAGUUACGCAAUAUAGCCGGUGCCCGACAAGUGGCCGGCGCUAAGCACGCCCUACAGCACAAUAUAGGUCUCGGCGGAGCCGUUGUGGUCGCCAUUUAUAGACUCGGUUUUCCUCAAAACUCGGCACAAAUUAAAACAUUUGACGAGACGUUCAAAAAAUUGAAAACCAAUCCAGACUUUGAGUUCCAAAAGCUGAGACAUGAAGUGUUCAAAUUCGGGACAUCGGGUUUGGACCGCACGGAGAAACGUGAGGCCAAAAUAGCGCACGCCAUUAGUCUCGGAGCGCCUCGUAAAGGAAAGUAUAAGAACUAUAAACAAUUGAUGGAAGAGAGGAAAGCCAUCAAAACGAGAGAAGACGACGAGAAAGAGCAAAAUAGUCAACAAAUUCAUCACAAAACCAAAAUCUAUAAACAGAAGAAACAGAAGCGCAAUCCUAAUGGUGUCAAAGGUUUUGACUAUCAAAUUGGAAAAUAUCGAAAUGGCGUACAGUUUGUCGAUAAGAAACAAAUGAAAUCAAAAAACAAACGAAAAUAAUUUUUAUUUGUAAAUACCAUUAAAUAAAAUACAAUUCAUGACAA